Molecule: messenger RNA, 1988 nt
Organism: Monomorium pharaonis (pharaoh ant)
Lineage: Eukaryota; Metazoa; Arthropoda; Insecta; Hymenoptera; Formicidae
Product: putative inorganic phosphate cotransporter
Exons: 6
Coding region: 43-1611 (522 amino acids)
Biological process (GO): monoatomic anion transport; transmembrane transport
Cellular component (GO): plasma membrane
Molecular function (GO): transmembrane transporter activity
Source: RefSeq, a predicted model, not a curated record
AAUUUGCUUCACAGUAUCAGCUUCAUUAGAAGAUUCACUAUCAUGGCGUCGUCUCUGCGGAGGAAGAGAGUCUCCAUCAUAUCUCUCUCAGAAAGGAUGAAAGUCCCACCAAAUAAACCAAAAGCAUUGUUCGGACGUAGGCAUAGCCAGGUGGUGCUCAUGUGCCUGGGAUUUUUCUGCUGCUACGCCAUCCGAGUGACGACGUCUGUGACCUUAGAGGCGAUGACCAACGCGGUCAGUGCCAAUCCAAAUUUCGAGGUACGUGUCAAUACCGUCGACUAUCUUCUCUAUUCUCGUGAUCUAAAAAGCAAGCGCCUUUCCGCUCUUCCAAAGGUGUUCCACUGGGAGGAGCGGGUGAAGCAUUUGAUUCUCAGCUCCUUCUUCUGGGGCUAUACCUGUACGCAAAUACCUGCCAGCAUCCUCACUCAGCGAUGGUCCGCCCAGGGAUUAUUUUCGGCGACCUUGAUCAUCUCCGGAUUAGUGACCCUCAGUACCCCCAUGGCCGCCCAUUAUGGUGGUUGGGAGUUAGUGAUCGCCACAAGGGCGAUAUGUGGUCUCGUCCAGGGUUCUGCCCUACCGUGUCUGCACACCUUGCUGUCCAAAUGGUCGCCACCUGAGGAGCGUGGUAGAUUUUCAAUGUUUGUUUAUUCUGGCGGCUGGAUCGGCAACGUGGUAUGCUUGCUGAGCUCCGGCUUCCUCGCGGCAUCGUCCAUCGGUUGGCCUAGUUGCUUUUAUGUUUGGGGCAGCCUCGGCGUCGUUUGCGGUAUCUGUUUCUACUUGUUUGGGAAGGAUUCACCCGCUGAACAUCCAAGCAUACCUCUCGACGAGAAGGAAUACAUCGAAAUGAGUCUGGGAGUAACUGAAGUCAAUGAGAAACCCUCCACUCCGUGGAAAUCUAUACUGCUAAGCGUACCGGUCUGGGCACUACUGAUAGUGCAAUGCGCGCAAUCCUGGGGAUUCUGGAUGUUGUUGACAGAAAUUCCAUCCUACAUGACGUCAAUCAUGCGUUUCGAUAUUAAGAAGAACGGUAUGAUGACGGCGUUGCCCUAUUUUUCGGCGUGGCUCUGCGGCUUUCCGAUCAGUUACAUAUCUGAUCUCUGCAUCAGGCGAAACAUCGUGACAACCGAAAUAUCUCGGAAGAUCUGUAAUACAAUCGGCCACUGGUUGCCUGCGGCUGCGCUGGUCGGGUUGGGUUAUGUGAGGCAAGAUCAGCCGGAGCUGGCCGUCGGCAUCCUCGUGAUCGCUGUAUCUUGUAACGUCGCCGCUUUCUGCGGUCACAACGUCAAUCACAUGGAUCUCAGCCCGAACUUCGCCGGUCCGCUUAUGGGAUUCACGAAUACAAUUGCGUCCGCCUGUGGAAUCAUUGCGCCGCUGGCCGCCGGGUUGAUUAUCAAUGACUCUACUAAUAUACUGGAAUGGAGAAGCAUUUUCUUCCUGUCGGCCGUAAUAUACACGGUGGGCAACCUAGUCUUCAUCUUGUUCGGUACCAGUAAGGUACAAAAAUGGAACGAUCCAGUUAAAAGCAAGCGGGACAGCGCUGAAUGGAACACAUCGAAGAUGCCGGUGACCAUCGCGACGAUACAGGAAAAGGAACUCGAGAAAAUUCCAUGACAAACAAAAUAGAGAGACUUACGCGACACAAUACUUGUUUCCUUUUUUUUAUAUUUUAUUUUACAAAUUAUUUGUUUAGUUAUCUGUGUGGAUGUGUAGUUUGUAUGGUGACAAACUUCUGAAUGACUUAGAAUAUUAAUGUUAUCUCGAAAGCGUGUGUACAAAAUACAAAACGCCUUGACUAGAAACUGAGUGUAAAUAUCGCUCGAAUAUAUACAUAAUUCGAUUAUGUAUGUAAUUGCAUACAUAGAACGUGUCGAAGCCGUUUCUUUUUAAUUUUGCUUCAAGAUAGGAAGCUGAGGAAUCAAUUCCUGUAAUUAAUUUCAAUUUUGGAUUCUGCGGUCAUGGAAAUGUAUCGCAACUCGUAUUGAAGAGCA